This is a messenger RNA of Colossoma macropomum (tambaqui), 741 nucleotides long. RefSeq names its product lens intrinsic membrane protein 2.5 (gene lim2.5). The record is from RefSeq and is a predicted model, not a curated record. The transcript has 4 exons. The coding region runs from base 112 to 741 and encodes 209 amino acids. NCBI's taxonomy places the organism in Eukaryota, Metazoa, Chordata, Actinopteri, Characiformes, Serrasalmidae. Gene Ontology annotation, cellular component: plasma membrane. Gene Ontology annotation, molecular function: structural constituent of eye lens.
GUUUGGUGGCAAACAAAGAGAAAUGCUGUGCACUAACAUUGCCAUGUGAUCCUCUCUGGCCACGCUGAAUGCAGUGUGUUCAGCUUUGCAGCCUCCGCAGCAUCUAUCAGGAUGUAUAGCUUUAUGGGAGGAGGCCUAUUCUGCGCCAUUGUGGGGAACAUCCUCCUGGUGGUCUCCACGGCCACCGACUACUGGAUGCAGUACCGCCUUUCUGGCAGCUUCGCUCACCAGGGCCUGUGGCGCUACUGCAUGUCCGGCAAGUGCUACAUGCAGACAGAUAGCAUUGGUAAGUCACAUGCUAAUCAGGUCAUCAGAGCUAAUGGUGACUUCUCAGUUGGAAAAUUAGCGUACUUGCUAAUCUACUGUCUUCUCUUUCCUCUUUCUCUCCCCUCAGCAUACUGGAAUGCCACAAGGGCCUUCAUGAUUCUGUCCGCGAUGUCGUGUUUCGCAGGAAUCAUCGCCGGCAUCCUCUCCUUCGCUCACUUCUCCGCUUUUGAGAGGUUCAACCGUUCCUUUGCCGCAGGGAUCAUGUUUUUCGUUUCAACUCUCUUUGUUCUGCUUGCGAUGGCUAUCUACACCGGGGUGACGGUGAACUUCUUGGGAAAGCGUUUUGGUGACUGGCGUUUCUCCUGGUCCUACAUACUAGGCUGGGUUGCCCUGCUCAUGACCUUCUUUGCAGGUAUAUUUUACAUGUGCGCCUACAGGAUGCAUGAGUGCAGGCGAGUGGCCGGUCCGCGCUAG